AUGAGAUUCGAUUUUGAGCAACAGCAGACGCCGCCUCUGCCGAGUGCCAGCAGAUGCUUCUACAACUGCCCGUGCUUUUGUUGUCGUCAGGGAUGCUGUGUCGUGGUCGUGGGCUGCUGCUCCUGCCUCAGCCUAAACUGCAGUACAGGCUCCGGGUCCAGCUCCAGCUCCAGUUCCAGAUCGAGCCACUGCCCGCCCCUUAUGGCACGCAAGAAGGUCCCGAUUCCUCUUCUCGGCUGGUUCAUGGGGAUAUCAAAGCUUUUGGGCACAGCAGCUGCAUUCGCUCGCUGGACCACAGCACUGGCCACUCUGCUUACAAGCUGCAUCAUUUUGGAACUAGACGGUGGCAUCCAACAGUCGACAUCCAGUGACAGUCGAUCCAACAACAAGCCAGUGUCCGUGACAGUGCCGACAUCCACGGCCACCAAACUGAAGGUGCAAAUGCUCUACGGACACGUCUCCUACGAUAUGGCCAACAACCAGCAGCUAAAGUCCAACAAUCUGUGCAAAAUGUUCUGCAAUAGUCGCAGGCGCCAGCGUCAGUGUCCCACAUUAAAAGCGUUCAAGUUCAAGGUAAUCAACGACUCUGACCAAGGAUCAGAAUUGAGUCCAGUGUGGAUGCGGAGCACAGCUGACACUGAUGUAGAUGUGGGUGUCUCAUCGCUGAAGGACUUGGUGUCUUCGUGGCCCGUGUCGACGAAUGGAACCACCAUUCGCCACUGUGCUAAGAACAAGCGCAAUCGGGCCAAUCUCGUUUGGCUUCUAAUUGGACUUGUCUGGCUCGAGGUGAAGCUAAUCAACUGCAAUGCCAUUGGAAGUGGUGGUGGCAGUGGCUACAUCUCCAAUAUCGUGGCCCACAGGGGCUGUACAAUGUGCCACGAGGAGGGUAAAGGCAACUUCUACAGCGAUAAAGAUAAUCCCCACACAGACUACAACAACAACAACAACAAUAAUAAUAAUAACAACAACAACAAGUACAAUAACAACAAUUACUACUACAAAAAAACUAACCGAAACCAUUACAAUAUCGCACCAAGCGACCGUGUUCGCCUGGAGUCAAUAAAGCGGCAAAUUCUGACGAAGCUCGGCCUCACACAGAAGCCCAACGUAUCGCAUCCGCUGCCAAAGCAAUUCAUUUGGGAGACAAUAAACCGAGCCGAUGGCGGUGGGAUGGUGGCCAAUGAUGGCUUCAAUAAAGGAAACAACGGCUUCGAAUUCGAUGGUCACGAUCAUAUGCACGAGCAGGGCGUCCAAACUCGACAUAUGCAUUCCGAUGAUAGCUACCUGGAAUCGAGUGAAUUAAACACUUUCGGCACAUUCCAACGGAAUCGAAGUGUACCCCAAACCAGACAUGCUGCUGAAGAGUUGAAUCAAAUAAGUCCAGAAGAUUGGCCAGAGGUGCAACAGCUCCAUUACAGGAGCUAUCACUCGCACAAUCAAGCCGAUGAGACUUCACGGACUGCGAACCGGCAGAGAAACCACGAGAGCCAAAACCGUAACCGAAAGAUCAAUUCGAAUGCGUACAGUAAAUCAACAUAUCUGAUAGAUAUAAAUCGUAGUAGUGAUAGUAGCAUCAAUAGGGGCAUUCAUGGCAGCAUUGGACCCAAUGAUUAUGUAUAUUUUAACGAUUACAGUGGUUCCAGUAGCAGCAGCCCCACUCCCAGCCAAAGUUCAAGCCGCAGGCCCAUGAAUGUGCUCAACAAUGGCAACGGCAUCCCCAUGCCCGAACAGGAUCUCUCCGAUCGCGAAGACUUUUUUGGAAACACUCAGGAAAUAAUCACCUUUGCUGAAGAAGGAACGCAAUAUCGAAAGUAUCGCAUAGUGGAAUUCGCACCACAACGGACCCGUGUUCCUAAUCAAAGGCUUUCCAUACGCAGUGCCGAACUCCACAUCCGAGUUGACAAACAACGAACUGGAGGAGCCAGUGGAAAGUCGAGGGCCAGACUCCAGGUACAACUUAAUGUCAACAGUAAACGAAAAAUGGGGGCCCCCUAUGUACCACCCCAGCAGCGAAUUAAGAUCUGGGUUUUCCAGUUGUCAGCAGGCAUCAAUAUCACUGAAAAGGGUACUGACCAGCCAUUUCUUUUCCGCACCUCGUUCGAGGUCAACACUAAGCACAUGGGGUGGCAAAAAUUUGAUUUGACCGAGACGAUACGAGAAUGGUACAGCGAGGGCAGCACGGGCAGUGAUGAAAAUCUGAGACUGCUGAUUGACUGCACGGGAUGUGGUAACCAUUACUCGCUGCACUUGUCAUCAACGAAGAUGAAAACACGAACAAAGAGCGGCGAUGCGAAUCUGAACCCAUAUCGACCGUUUCUUGUGAUUCACACUGAGUCAACGAGAACUCGCCGCGUGAGAAGGCGGGCAGUGGAUUGUGGCGGAGCUUUGAGUGGCCAAUGCUGCAAGGAGUCUUUUUAUGUGUCCUUCAAGGCGCUCGGAUGGGAUGACUGGAUCAUUGCACCACGAGGAUACUUUGCCAACUAUUGCAGGGGAGACUGCACGGGUCCGUUUCGAACGCCCGAUACAUUUCAGACCUUCCACGCCCACUUCAUUGAAGAGUAUCGUAAAAUGGGCCUCUUGAAUGGCAUGCGACCGUGCUGUGCGCCAGUCAAGUUCUCCAGCAUGUCGCUAAUAUACUAUGGAGAUGAUGGUAUAAUCAAGCGGGACUUGCCCAAAAUGGUUGUCGACGAAUGCGGCUGCCCAUAACGCGAACACGAAGGAAUGCAGUGCGGGGGUUUAACAAUAAGAAACAUAAGAAUAAGUAUUUUAAUUUCUAUUGGCUCCACGGAGGUUUCCAGUUCAUCACUAAUAGUUAUACAGAAUAGGCGGAAAUCAUGAUCUAAUUUUCAACACUGAAUCGGUCUAAGCAAUCGAUAGCUUUUUAAGCAAUUGUUGUUACUUGGUUACAUUAUUAACCCAUUAACCUGCUUCACUGAAAUCAAAUGAGAAACACAAGUGCCUUGUUAGCGCGGGUAGUGGUAGGAAAUAAUUUGGAAAUCUACAUUUUCGGUGUUCGUAUGGAAACAAGUAGGUUUACCUCGCCUACGAAAAAUCUCAGUUUUCAGUUAAUUAAUCCUGAACCUCUGCGGAGACACUUAAAUGAUAAAUUUAAUGCGUAUUUUGCCAAUUGUUGUAUUCAAUUAAUAUGUAUAACCAAGAUGAAUAAUUAUGAAGAUAAUGAUGAAGAUGAUGAUGGAUUCGAGAAGAAGUCGAAAUGUGGCCAAAAGUUGAGCAACUAAUUGGUGAUAUUUCUACUUAUGGUUAAAACCUUUAAAGUAUUCGAGUUUCCGUCCGGUAAAUUUAGUUUAAAAAACUCGAAAAAUGAAUCAAAUUACUGGCAUUGCCAUUGACUCAGACCAGUAUCCCAAUAAUAGUAAAAAUAGAUUUUCAUAGAUACAUGCAGAUUGCCAAUAAUUCCAAUCGGUAGUCGAAUUAUUCGUACUCGAAAUGUUUUCGAAUAUUGUCACGGCGCAUAGCGAAGGUGUGUGUAUUGAUAUGAACUUUUCUCAUUCCCAUAGUUUAGUUUCAAUUGCAUUGUAAAACUAAAUCUAGAAGUAUGACGACAAUAUAUUUACUAUCUAUCUCUAUCUUAUUCGAAAUUACAAAAGUGCCUAAAAUAACAAUGCAUACAAAGUUAUACAUAAUAAAUAAAGCUAUCUACAACGCAAAGAAGCUUGCAUACCCUGCAAAUACAGUUGCAGAUACAGUUAUCUUAAAAAACACAAAACAAUAAAACUACAUUGACAAUUAAAUCAUAAAAAAA
This is a messenger RNA of Drosophila willistoni, 3763 nucleotides long. It is a transcript of the gene Actbeta, whose product is annotated as inhibin beta chain. The record is from RefSeq and is a predicted model, not a curated record. Gene Ontology annotation, biological process: SMAD protein signal transduction. Gene Ontology annotation, molecular function: cytokine activity; growth factor activity. Gene Ontology annotation, cellular component: extracellular region. Lineage: Eukaryota; Metazoa; Arthropoda; Insecta; Diptera; Drosophilidae. The coding region runs from base 1 to 2706 and encodes 901 amino acids. The transcript has 4 exons.